This is a messenger RNA of Lacerta agilis (Sand lizard), 896 nucleotides long. Its product is annotated as trypsin-like. Gene Ontology annotation, molecular function: serine-type endopeptidase activity. The record is from RefSeq and is a predicted model, not a curated record. Gene Ontology annotation, biological process: proteolysis. The coding region runs from base 5 to 763 and encodes 252 amino acids. Lineage: Eukaryota; Metazoa; Chordata; Lepidosauria; Squamata; Lacertidae. The transcript is spliced from 5 exons.
CACCAUGUCGUCUCAUUUACUGGAAUUGCUGGCUGCCAUUUUGUUCCUGGUGUCUCCUGCUGCCACAGCAGAUGAAACCCGGAUAAUUGGCGGGGGGCCUUGUCGGAUCAAUUCCCAGCCCUGGCAGGCCGCACUUUUUUCAGGCUUCAGACUGCACUGUGGAGGGACUCUGAUCACCAACAGAUGGGUGCUCACUGCUGCCCAUUGUAAAUUGGGAGUUCCUUUUCCUGUCCGUCUCGGGGAACAUAACCUCAAACAUCUGGACUGGUCUGAGCAGCUGAAACUAGCGUCAAAAGUCAUUGUGCAUCCGGGCUACAACUCUCAGACCAAGAACAACGAUAUUAUGCUUGUCAAGUUGCUGACCCCGGUUUGCUUAAACAAAAAAGUCAACGUCAUUGAUUUGCCCACCAGCUGCCCCGUGGCCAGGACCCAAUGCCUCGUUUCAGGAUGGGGCACAACGUCAAGCCCCCAAGCAAGCUUCCCCAGUGUUUUGCAUUGUGCAAACGUCACCAUUGUUGAUCAGGACGUCUGCCGGUCCAUUUACCCUAAUCGUAUCAGCGACAACAUGGUCUGCGCUGGCGCUAUGGAAGGAGGCACAGAUGCUUGCCAGGGUGAUUCAGGCGGCCCCCUUGUCUGCAAUGGGAAGCUGCAAGGGCUUGUAUCCUGGGGGCCCCAGAUUUGUGCACAGCCUAGGAGGCCUGGCGUCUAUGUUAAUGUAUGCAGAUAUGUGGACUGGAUCCGAGAAACUAUCCGCAAUAACUGAUGAACCUGUGGCAGUUGGAGCAAAGGAAGCUGCCUUAUACCAAAUUGGAGCACUGCUCCAUGGAGUUCAGUACUGUUUACACUGACCAGAAGCAGCUCUCCAUUGUUUUAAAGCAAUCCACCCUUUCCUGGAU